Molecule: messenger RNA, 990 nt
Organism: Penicillium paradoxum
Lineage: Eukaryota; Fungi; Ascomycota; Eurotiomycetes; Eurotiales; Aspergillaceae
Product: putative mitochondrial carrier protein
Exons: 2
Coding region: 1-990 (329 amino acids)
Biological process (GO): glycine import into mitochondrion
Cellular component (GO): mitochondrion; mitochondrial inner membrane
Molecular function (GO): glycine transmembrane transporter activity
Source: RefSeq, a predicted model, not a curated record
AUGUCGAACAGUGGGACUAUAGCGGUGCCGCAGGUGAAAACAAGCACCUCGACAACCUCAAAAACGUCCUUCCAUUUUGCUGCUGGUCUUUGCUCUGGCCUUACAUCUUCCAUCCUCCUCCAACCCGCUGAUCUUCUCAAAACCCGAGUCCAGCAAUCCCAGGGAGCCGCCCUCCUCCCAACAUUGAAAGCCAUCAUCUCCUCUCCGAACCCAAUUCGUGGAUUAUGGCGCGGUACACUCCCUUCGGCACUCCGCACUGGCUUCGGGUCGGCGCUAUACUUCACCAGUCUGAACGCGCUGCGCCAAGCCGUUGCGCAAACCAACCCUCUGGCUCUAGCCAGUCCGGUAACAGGCGCUAGCUCAUCAUCCGUCCUUCCCAAACUCUCCAACACAGCCAAUCUCACCACAGGAGCUGUUGCAAGAGUCGCCGCAGGCUUCGUGAUGAUGCCCGUUACCGUGCUUAAAGUCCGGUACGAGUCCGACUACUAUGCCUACCGGAGUUUGGUAGGUGCAGGACGGGAUAUCAUCCGAACUGAAGGAAUGCGUGGGUUAUUCGCAGGGUUUGGCGCCACAGCUGCCCGCGAUGCCCCCUAUGCGGGCCUCUAUGUUCUCUUCUACGAGCAAUUGAAGCGACGAUUCGCUUUGAUGGCCACAGCUCCCUCUGCCAAUGGCGACAAACCAGUGACGGGUGUAUCCUCCUCGUCAAUACACUUCGUCUCCGGUGCAGCCGCCGCUGGAAUGGCGACUGCAAUCACCAAUCCUUUUGAUGCCGUGAAGACUCGGCUGCAGCUGAUGCCUGCCAAAUACGGAAAUAUGGUGCAUGCUACGCGCCUGAUGCUCCGCGAGGAUGGUAUGCGCAGUCUCUUUGGUGGACUCGGUCUUCGCAUGGCCCGCAAAGCCAUCAGCUCAGCACUAGCUUGGACCGUUUAUGAGGAGCUCAUCCUACGCGCCGAGAAGCGGUGGGAGUCAAAUCACCAGAUCGGACUUUAA